Molecule: messenger RNA, 977 nt
Organism: Paramecium octaurelia
Lineage: Eukaryota; Ciliophora; Oligohymenophorea; Peniculida; Parameciidae
Source: the annotation of a GenBank genome assembly
AUGAAGUAUUUAACAUCUUAGAAUUUACUUUAAUUUUUUAAGAUUAUUGUUUUAAAUAAUUUUUGUUUUCAAUUUUUAAAUUUUUUCUUGAGUUACCAACCCCAACCCCUGAUUGAGAAGAUAUGGAGAGAUAUCAAAAGUUAUCUUAGUUUACAAGCAAUCAAACAAAGGAAUUUGAGGAUAAAUUUUACCUAGUUAGCAAGCAAUCAGAAGAAGGUAUUUGGGGAUAGAAGGUCUUCAGGAAUACGCCGCCGGGAUUUUUUGCCUUCUCGUAGCUCAUAGCUCCCAGAGACCACUUUGUCCCACGCACUUCAAGGUAGGUUAUAUAGGUUAUCUCUAAAGGUAGUUUUUAAUCCAGUGGCCUUCGCGUAUAUAUAUAUCUAUAAAAAAUAAAAUUACUUGCUCAACAUGUAAAAUACUCUCAAAUAGAUGUGAAUCUUGUUAAGUAAACUCCUAUAGAACUUACAAUUCUGUAUUAUUUUCUUGCAAUUGUGAAGCUCAUUUUUAUGAUUCAGGGCUUCCGAUUUGUCAAUAAUGCCAUUAUUCUUGUUUGCUAUGUAAUGCUUAUGGGGUAUAUUAAUGUAUUAGCUGCUAACCUUAAGCAUCAUCUUUUAGAAUAUUAAAUGGAAAGGUCUGCGAAUGUCUUCUUGGAGAUUACGAUAAUGGAUUUUCUUCAAAUUGCUAAUAAUGCAAUUAUACAUGUUUAAGCUGAAAUAAUUCUUCAACAUAUUGCACAUCUUGCGAGUACACAAGACAUUUAGAUCAAAAUCAAUGUCCUUGCAAUACUGGCUAUUUUUAUAAAGGGUUAAGUAAUUGUAGUAAAUCCGAUUCAAAGUGUUAUGAUUGCAAUUUCAAUUCAAAAUUAUGCAUAAAAUGUGAUACUAAUAGCUUAAGAUUAUAGAAAUCUAAUACUAAUACUUGCCAUUGUUAAUAAGGUACAAUUGAAAUAAAUGGAUAAUGUACGAAAUGUAAAGUGA